AGCACUCAAGUCUCAGCAGACACAUCUUCUGUCAGACUCAUGAAAUGGAUUCAGUCUAUGCCAAUUCUCGUGUCAUACUUUCAACAGUUGCUUCAGGUGAAUACAAAGGCUCUCAAUACAAAGGUAACUCCACCAAAGUGCAAGAAAGAGAGGUAAUUUCUCCUAAGUGGACUAAAGUUCUUCUGACUCUUCUGGGUUUCUCUCUUGUUUUUGCUCUCGGAGGUCUCUGCGCUCUCUGGAUGCUUUAUAAUCAUAAUCUUGCUGAUUUCGAAUCACUGAAUGAGCAGCAUAUCAUGGUUUCAAAGCAACUGGAAGCUCAAGAGAUCAACAGCACAGCCCUGAAGAAACAGUUUAAUGAUCUUACAGCCAGAUACAACACACUCAGAGAAUGGCUGUCCUUUAGUGAUGCUCAGUCUUGUAAUCUCUCUGUGGAUGGCUGGAUAGCCUGUCGUGGAAAGCUGUAUUUAUUCAACGCUGAUAAACUGAACUGGUCGAGCAGUCGAGAUGUUUGUGUUUCUAAAGGAGCCGAUCUGGUCACCAUAACCAGCCGAUCAGAACAGGAUUUUCUGGUCUUUAAAAUUAAAGUGACGCACUGGAUUGGUCUCAAUGAUCUGGACACUGAAGGACACUGGGUUUGGGUGAAUAACCAAACUCUCAAAGACACUGGAGUACAGUUCUGGUUCAAUGAGGAGCCGAGACAACCUGAUAACUGGAGAGUAGAGGACCCGUCUGGAGAGAACUGUGCUAGUCUGGGAGAUCAUAAUGGCAAUUUUCAAUCUUGGUUUGAUGCUUCUUGUAAAACAAAGAAGAAGUUUAUCUGUGAAAAGAAAUAUUUCAAUGUGUCUGUGUCUGAUCAGGACCACAAUGCCACAGGAGAGGGAAAUUACAAACAACAGUUUGAUGAGCUUCACAACCAGCUUGAGGAGACACUUAGAAAUCUGAACAUAUUAAAUCACAGCACAGGUUGUGCACUUUGUUCCGUCCACUGGAUUCAUUUUGGGGGAAAGUGUUACUACUUCUCUACGGUCAAGAUGAACUGGACACAGAGUCGAGAUCACUGUGUGACUCUAGGAGGACAUCUAGUGAUCAUAAACAGCCAAGCAGAGCUGGAUUUUCUUACCUCUAAAGUUAAAGUGACUCACUGGAUUGGUCUGAAUGAUUUGGACACUGAGGGACACUGGUUUUGGGUGAACAACCAGCCACCUAAUAAUUCAGUAGAAUUCUGGAUAAAGCGAGAGAAUGGAGUCAGAGAGCCUGACAACUGGACUAAAGGCCAUCCGGCCGGUGAAGACUGUGCUAGUCUGGGGCAUCCAGCGGGAGAGACGGACUUCUGGACAGAUGCUUUCUGUUUUCAAGAGAAAAGAUUUGUGUGUGAAGCUGCUGCAGUGGUUUAAUUCAAUACAUUUUCAUUACUUUGAAUGGAAAUAAAUGCAUAGAACCAGUUCAUUUGUAAUGCAAUGAUAUAUCAAUAAUACUGAAAACAUAUUUGUCAAGUUGUCAGACAACGUACUUUCCGCUUCCGCAUUCUUCAUAACAUUUACGCUGAAUGUCCUACG
This is a messenger RNA of Megalobrama amblycephala (Wuchang bream), 1556 nucleotides long. Its product is annotated as C-type mannose receptor 2-like. Lineage: Eukaryota; Metazoa; Chordata; Actinopteri; Cypriniformes; Xenocyprididae. Bases 45 to 1394 code for a protein of 449 amino acids. The transcript has 12 exons. The record is from RefSeq and is a predicted model, not a curated record.